Messenger RNA from Leptinotarsa decemlineata (Colorado potato beetle), 856 nucleotides. RefSeq lists its product as uncharacterized. The record is from RefSeq and is a predicted model, not a curated record. Lineage: Eukaryota; Metazoa; Arthropoda; Insecta; Coleoptera; Chrysomelidae.
GUUGAUGUUUGAAGUGUCAUAACUGAAUGGUCAUUCUGUGGCCUGUGGUAUUUUAUAAAAUUAUCUGAUCGAGAGGGUUUUACAAACAGUCUUGUUUUUGUUAUGGUAGAACUCUUUAGUUUUUAUUCUCAGAUUUAGUUAUUAGAUAAAAAUUCACAGGAUGGGUAAGUAUUCUAGUGACUCUGAAAAUGAAAAACGUUGGGAUAAAAAAUCAAGCAAAAGUAGUAGAUGCAAGCGUAGAUCAUCAUCUUCAGAUUCGUCAGAAUCUAGAACAAAGCGUAGAAGGGAGAAAAAGUCCAGCCGCCGAUCGAGAAGUCGCAGCAGACACAGGUCUAGGGAUAGAUAUGGUAGAACUAGGAGAUCCAGAAGUAAAAGCACUUCAAACUACCACUCUUCUAGAUCAAAGUCUCACAGGUCAGACUCUAGAGAUCGUCGUAGAGAUCGGCAUCGCCGAUCUCGAUCAAAGUCAAGAGAUCGCUACAGAUCCCAUCGUUCAAGAUCAAAAUCUUAUAUAAGAGAGUUUGUUAGUAAACCUAAAAAACGUUCCAGUUCUAGUUCAAGCUCUGAAAGUCCUGAGCCAGUGAAGAUCAGUAAGAACAAAAUUGAUAAAUCUAAGAAAGAAGUUGAGAGCUCGACUAAAGAAAGUAGUUGUAAGCCUGAAAAAAACUCUCCAGAUUGUGUAAUUGUAGAUAAUACGGUACUAGAAGAAAUAAAUGAAGAUAAUUUCACUCCAAAGCAGUUCAGCUCAAGUAAAGCAAAGAAGGUUCCAGAUAACAUUGUUAUCGACUUGAGGAAAAAUACUAUCAAAGUACCAGAGGUUGAGCAACUGGAGCCUGACAGUAUUUUUCAUCACAGU